Plectropomus leopardus (leopard coralgrouper) is the source of this 2334-nucleotide messenger RNA. Its product is annotated as SITS-binding protein. The record is from RefSeq and is a predicted model, not a curated record. Lineage: Eukaryota; Metazoa; Chordata; Actinopteri; Perciformes; Serranidae.
CACUGCAGCCAAUGCAAUUUACAAAUGCAACUCUUUUUAAACAGCAGCAGUAUGUGGUCUCUGUUGCUGGCACAAUUGCGCAAAAAAACCCAACAACAACAGUGUAAACGGUGUAAAGAUAAAGAGUAGGCUGGUUUACCCUGUAGCCUCACUGAAAACACCAUGACAUGAUGAAGCAACAGAGCUUUUUGACGCACAGAGAUUUCUGCAGCAUUUUUUUGUGUUUGAUUCUUUGCUGAUCUCAAAGACAACAUGCCCCACGCUCGAAAUAGGAACCCCAGCCCCAUCCCAGAGGUAACAUGGGACACGGGGCUGAAGGAGAUGAACGAGACCUGGAAAGGAGCUAUAGCCUGUCUCGGAGUGGCCGUCUUCUUUGUCAUGACCAUCGGGAUCAUAUAUUGGCAAGUGGUGGACCAGCCUAACAAGAACUGGAUCCUCAGGGGGACUUUUAGCGGACUGAUCUGGGAGAGAAGAACCCACUCGCUGGUCAUACAGACCCUGACGGAGGACAAGACCUACGUGGAGAUAGACGUCGGGAACGUGGGGAACCCCGACAUCGAGGUUCCCUUCGUGAGGAACCUGUGCUGGCUGAAUAAAACAGAGUUCUGCUAUACGUGGGACUCGGUGGCCGAGGUGAAGAUCUCGCUGGAGGUGAAUGAGGAGACGGAGACGGAGUGCUACAGCAUGACUUGGGCGCCGGUGCACUGUCAUGUGGAGCUGAAGGACUGCUUCUCCAUGACCAAUGUGUCCUGGUACGGCGGAGCCAGCGUCCGGGGUCAGACCUGGCCGAUCAAUGACCAGAACGCCACCACGCAGCCCUUCAUCGUGAGUGAUCUCAAGGACAAUCCGUCCGGCUUCGGCUCUGCCCUGGAGCGCUACUUCUUGGGCUCAUCAGGUGUCGCAGUGCUUGUAUCUCCUGAUAUUCCCCUGCAGCUGGGGGUUGACAGCAGGCAGCAAUUCUGCCUGCAGUCGCUGCCCAGUAUGGAGCGUCUCCCUCUGCAGUACACCGUGUGUGUGGCCCACAACGUGAAAGCUGCUCACCAGGAAGCGGUGCAACAACUCUCCCAGCACAGCAGGGAGCUGCCCAACAUGAACACGCUGUGGCUGCCAUUCUGGAAGCUGCUCGCCAACAUGGAUUCAGGGCCGAAGGUGGAGAGGGAGCUGAGGACCUUCUCUAAUCGUCUGAGGAGACACCAGCUCGGGGAGGGAGUCAUCAGCCUCAAUGAACAUUCCACCACCCUCCUCUCCGAUAUGGACCAUGACUACCUCAACAGCAGGAAAAGGGGGAUGUCCAAGAGACUGACCAGGGACCUCCCACUUGUCAAGCUUCUUAACAUUUCCAUCACCCUGUCCCCUUUCCUGGGUGUGGACACCACACAGUUCCACACCUCCCUCGUGGACGGCACCGAGGCCUACUGGCUCAGUCUCCCCUCAGCCCCUCAGGGACAGUUGAUCCCUGUGAUGAGUCAGUGGCAAGGAAAGUUCUGCGUUAAGCUAAAUAUCACCAACCCAGGAGCGGUGAGCUGGUUCCUGGACAGGGUGGGAUCCCUGCAGGCCCACUUGGGGAUGGAGUAUGUCAUGCUGGAGGGGGGCGAAGGAAAUCUGUUUGAGGAGCAAGCCCUGCGGCCGCCGCAGACUCUCAGCGGAGACAAGUAUAUCAGCCUGCUGGCCGACCUGGCCACAAGGAUAGGAGACUCCACCAUUGUGACAGCAGGGACACGGUCGAGCCACAAGCCUCUGUUUGUGAGGAUGACCCCCUUGCAGUCCGACUGGAGCCCAAUGGGCCUGAAGGGCAUCAUUCCCUCCCUGCUGCACCACACUCUGCUGGGAUACAACUUCCUCAUUCCUGAUGCAGUAGGUGGCUCUCUGUCUGGAGACCUGGUCACAGAUGAGGAGUUGUUCAUCCGUUGGCUGGAGAUCGCAGCUUUUCUCCCUGUUAUCAGCUUCCACACACCGCCCUGGGUCUGUGGAGAGGACCGGGUGCUAAACCUAACACGGGCCUACAUAGCCAAGCACCAGAGGGAUGUGGUCCCACUGAUAGAAAAGUAUGCAGAGGAGUGGCAGAUGACGGGAAACCCCAUCUACCGGCCGAUGUGGUGGCUCAGUCCCAGUGACCCCAUGACUUUCACCAUUGAUGACCAGUUCUUCAUCGGAGACGAGGUCCUGGUGGCACCAGUGGUGGAGAGAGGGGCAGUGCAGAGGGAUAUUUACUUACCUGACGGGGGCUUCCAGUGGCAGGAUAGCCAGAACGCUCAGGUGUUUGACGGGGGGACGUUCCUACAGGACUACCCCGUGCCCUUGGAGGAGGUGGCCAUUUUCUUACGGAGAAGCUGA